AUGGAAAUGGAAGUGGGAAAGUUGUUUGUUGGUGGGAUUUCAUGGGAGACAAACGAGGAGCGUCUCGUUGAAUAUUUCCAAGCUUUUGGCGAAGUUUUGGAAGCUGUGAUUAUGAGGGACCGAGCUACGGGCAGGGCUCGUGGUUUUGGUUUUGUGGUCUUUGCAGAUGCUUCUGUUGCUGAAAGAGUUGUUAGGGAAAGGCACGUCAUUGAUGGCAGAACCGUGGAAGCAAAGAAAGCCGUUCCUAGAGAAGACCAUCAAACCCCCAACCGAAACAUGCCCGGACCCCAAAGCCCGGCUCGAACCAAGAAAAUUUUCGUCGGGGGCCUCCCGUCAACAAUCACCGAAAGUGACUUCAAGAAAUAUUUCGGCCAAUUCGGUACAAUAACCGAUGUUGUUGUGAUGUACGACCACAACACGCAAAGGCCCAGAGGCUUCGGUUUCAUAACGUACGAUUCGGAGGAACCGGUGGAUCGAGUCUUGGUGAAAACAUUUCACGAGCUCAACGGUAAAAUGGUCGAGGUCAAGCGGGCCGUCCCGAAAGAGCUUUCCCCUGGUGGGCCUGCACGGAGCCCGUCGAGCUACAGCCCGAACCGGGCAGGCGGGCUUUUCAACUGUUAUUCUCCAGGCUACAGUGGUUUGAAUUCAUCGGGUGGGUACGGGAUGAGAAUGGAUGGCCGUUUUAACACGAUCGGUCGAGUCGGGUAUCCACCGUACAGCCCUGGAAAUCAUAGCGUGGGAUCGAAUUUGGAGACUGGAUGGGGGUUGUUAAAUUCUGGUUUGGGGUAUAGAAACGGGAUGGAGUACUCGUAUUUCGGUGGGAAUUCGGGUAAAAAUGGUUCCUUUUUGAACGAUCGUGAAGCGUAUAUUGCAAACUCUGGAAGUUCGAAUGGUUUGUUAGCUGCUGGUGGUGGAUUAAGAAAUAUAGGAGAAAAUUGGGCUGGAAUAGGAUCAUCCCCUGUUUCGGCUAAUGCUAGGGAAGGUAUCAUCUAUGGUGGUGUGCAGGAUAACUACGGUGGGAUGGCAGGUUAUGCGAGGGACAAUAGAGGUGUUUCUGAUUCAGAAUCGUUUUUUUCCGGCACUGAUAUUGUGCGUGACGAGGGAUUUAAUUCCUUUUAUUCGGAUAAUGCUUGGCAUUCGUUGCUUGAGGGGCCCGCUGAUGUGGCACCAAACAAUCCAGUUGGUUAUGUUGGGGAUUAUCGUGUUACUAGCUCUAAUCGAGGGAUUGCUGCAUAG
Molecule: messenger RNA, 1236 nt
Organism: Striga hermonthica
Lineage: Eukaryota; Viridiplantae; Streptophyta; Magnoliopsida; Lamiales; Orobanchaceae
Source: the annotation of a GenBank genome assembly